Molecule: messenger RNA, 1487 nt
Organism: Mirounga angustirostris (Northern elephant seal)
Lineage: Eukaryota; Metazoa; Chordata; Mammalia; Carnivora; Phocidae
Gene: NKAPL
Product: NFKB activating protein like
Exons: 1
Coding region: 62-1273 (403 amino acids)
Biological process (GO): regulation of gene expression
Cellular component (GO): nucleus
Molecular function (GO): chromatin binding
Source: RefSeq, a predicted model, not a curated record
GCCGCUGUGUCUGUGGUAACUGCCCGGCGUUGGUCCUUGGAUCGCCCGUGAGGCGUGGCUCAUGGCCCCGGUGUCCCGGUCCCGUUACGUCGAGGACACCGCGGGCUCUCGGAGGUGGCGGCGCAGCUCGUCGGGGAGCCCGCCGUCUGUGCAGGCCAGACGCUCCCCGUUGGGAGGCCGCGGCCGCUCUCACUCCCGCGGCCUCGAGGGCCUCAGGCCUCCGUGGGGAGGGGCGGGCGUCGGCGCCCCUUGCCCGCUUGGCCGCCGUCGAGAGGCGGCCCCGGCGUCGCGCAACUACGCCUUCUCAGCCUCUUCUGUCUACUGUGGCGGGUACCGCUACCAUCACCACGACUGUGCGGGCCACCGGCAGUGGGCGGAGGAGCACGAGGAGGAGGAGGAGGAGAGCUACCGGCAGAGGAGGCUGAAAGAGAGAGAGAGGAUUGGGGAGUUGGGAGCUCCUGAGGUGUGGGGGCUGUCGCCAAAGUUUCCGGAGCCGGAUUCUGAUGAGCACACGCCCGUGGAGGAUGACGAGGUGAAGACUCAGAAGCCCAGCAGUUCAGACUCCAGCUCUGAAGAAAAAAGGAAGAAGACCGGUCGUUCAAAGAGCAAGAAAAAAAGAAAGAAAAAGUCCAAAAGGAAGCAUAGGAAAUACUCUGAUAAUAGUGAUGCGAAUUCAGACUCCGACACUGAUUCUAGCUCUGAUGAUGAUAAAAAGAGAGCCAAAAAAGCCAAGAAGAAGGAGAAGAAGAAGAAACACAGGGGUAAAAAAACCAAGAAGAGUAAGAAUAAGAAGACUAAGAAAGAAUCCGGUGACUCAAGCUUUAAAGAUUCAGAAGGGGAGUUGCCGGAAGAUACCUGGAUUGGGCAGUCAAAGACUGCAGAUACCAUGGAUCUGAUAGGUCCAGAAGCACCUAUAAUACACACCUCCCAAGAUGACAAACCUUUGAACUAUGGCCAUGCUCUGCUCCCAGGUGAAGGUGCAGCAAUGGCGGAGUAUGUAAAAGCUGGAAAGCGAAUCCCACGAAGAGGUGAAAUUGGGCUGACAAGUGAAGAGAUUGCUUCAUUUGAAUGCUCAGGUUAUGUUAUGAGUGGUAGCAGGCAUCGUAGAAUGGAGGCUGUACGACUGCGUAAAGAGAACCAGAUCUACAGUGCUGAUGAGAAGAGAGCCCUUGCAUCCUUUAACCAGGAAGAGAGACGGAAGAGAGAGAAUAAGAUUCUAGCCAGUUUCCGAGAGAUGGUGUACAGAAAGACAAAAGGGAAAGAUGACAAGUAAGGACUUUUGUUGUUCAGCAGGACUUUUAACAACCAUUUUAUAUGACCAAAAUAGUGUGAAAAGACUUCAUGGUGCUACUGUAUCUACUAUGUUAGAAAGUCCUUCAAGAAAAAGCUGCUGUUUGAGAUCUCUUUAACAAUUUAUUUUGUUAUUUUUAAUUUAAUAUGUGCACAUGGCUUAACAAAUAUUCAAGUACUACAGUUGGAGAGUUAAU